Molecule: messenger RNA, 1499 nt
Organism: Vitrella brassicaformis
Lineage: Eukaryota; Vitrellaceae
Source: the annotation of a GenBank genome assembly
CCACAUAUUCCUUCACUGGCCAGCGUCGUACACGUCAAUGACAUUACACACGAGCACACAAGCGGUCACACGGAUCAUCCAUAAGUCAGUCUUCCUGCCCCCCACUGCAUGGCGACGCCAUCCUACGCUCGCAGCCCCGCCCACCCACUCCCCCACCCACAGCUCCGCGCUCCAUAUUCCCCUCUUCACUGUCGUCGAUGUCGGGGCCCUCGCAAUCUCUCGGCCUCGGUGUGGGCGGCAAUGUGGGGUCGACCUCCAGGGGCGAGCCGAAAUAGACCGUCAGGAAGUCGGUGAAGCUCGGAAGCGGGGUGGGGGGAUACUUUUGAUAAACCUGAGAAGACAGGUAACAACAAUGCAGGUGUGUCUCUGUGUGGUGUCAUGUGUGUGGUCUCUGUGUGUGGUGUCAUGUGUCGCUGUCACUGACCCAGUCAGACACCCUGAUGAUGGGGACGGCAAGCCUGAGCAGUGAGUGCAGCCGGAGGCGAGGGAUGACAUGACAUGCAUGAAUCCAUCCACUGUGUGUAGCAUCCAUACCAGAUGAGAAACAGCGGCAGAAUGAAGAAAAAGAGGCAUCCUGCGAUGAUCAACGAUACCCGAUACGCUAUCGGCAGCUGAAUUAUGGAUGGAAUGAAUGAAUGAAUGAAUGGAUGAAUGAAUGAAUGAUGAGCCGUAUUACAUUUUGCCUCUUCUCACCACUGGCUUGCUCUUGAAUUCCCCCUUGAGCACCAAGAAGAUGUCCUCAACUCCCUGCACUGUCGCCGCGUCAUAGUCACCCUUUCGCAACGCUGCGAAACACACACACACGUCUGUCUGUGUAUCUGCCUGUCGGAGUCUUGGCUUCUCUCGUCAUUCUUAAUUACCUGGCCUCAUUCGUUGUAUGACAUCGGCUAGGUGUUGGUUCUUUAGCGUUUCCUGCGCCCCCGUGCCCGUCUUGACGUACACCACAGAGUCGUCCUUGCUGAUGAGCAUCAGGAUGCCGUUGUUGCACCGACCGUUGCCUAUCGCCCAGUGGUUGCCCAGCUGUACCACGCCAUGAGGACAUCCAUCAAUCUCUGUCUUGUUGCUGUGCGAGUGUGUCUGCGUACUUUUUCAGCGAAUCUCUCGGUGCCUGUGCCGUAUCCGCCGAGUGUGUGUAUCUGUUUGCGGCUCAUCUGCUGCAUGAGCGCCACGCCCAUCUCGAAGGGCCUCUUCCCCGGACCACACAACACAGACGUUUCCGACGUGAUCCGACGCAGCGUGUCUGACACCUGCUCGGCCGCCUUCCUCGACAGUAUGCCAUCAGGGUCGCAGAUCUGCAUCAUUAAUUGCCACACACACAGAUCACAUCACAUUGCAGACGGAGAUCUCUGCGAUGAACGACAGCCUCUCUGGCUCACCCAUCCGCUGGUCUUCUGUCCGCACGCGAAGGGCUGGGUAAUUGGAUCCGGAUACUCUUCAUACCGCCAUGCCUUGCCAUCAGCAGCGCACGCACACAGCAGCGACACAACCAGGCGCAUGGC